This is a messenger RNA of Durusdinium trenchii, 4035 nucleotides long. The record is from the annotation of a GenBank genome assembly. NCBI's taxonomy places the organism in Eukaryota, Dinophyceae, Suessiales, Symbiodiniaceae.
CCCUUUUUGGCAGUUCACCUUUGCUUAAGUUGAAUCAAGUGCCUUAGCAGCAUCUUCCGCGAUGAAAGAGCUGUGAUGGGCUGAUGCGCUGAGAUGGACAUUUUGGAGGAGGAUGUCGUGGUCAACACCACUACAACACCGGUGGAUACUCGAGCCAAAGAUGCCUUCACGACUGUCACCAAGAAACAUGUGAUCACCCAGGCAUCAUGGGAGGAAGCACAAGCUCAGCUGAUCCUGUUCCUGUCCUUGUGGGGUGGCUUGUUCGUGGUCACUUUGCUGCUGGGCAUCUCAAGGCGAUUGUGGUCGCCAGAGUCCAUGAACAGGAAGUUGUCGCAGCAACUUGCAGUUCUCAAGAGCAGUGUGUAUUGGAACAUUUUCAUGUUCAUCCUCAUGAUAUUCCUGGUCGUCCUGUAUGUGUUGCGUUCAGAGGGAAUGACGCUGGAUGAGAACUUGACCUUCGUGGAAUUGACUGCAGCUGCCUUCUACAGCACAGAGGCAUUCAUUACAUGGCUCCAUUUUUCCAGUGCUGGCGUGGACGGCAUUUUGGCAUUCUUUUUCAAUUAUGUGUUUGUGGCUUGCUUGGUCAUCCCAUCGGUUUUGUACCGAAGUCUCUCGGGACAGACCUCACAUUUCUCCUUUGCUUUCUGUGCUUCAGUUCGGGCAUCCCAGAUCUGGUGCGAUUGGGUGAUGUUCCAUCGACGUGGAAGGAUGAAGUUCACAGACCAUCUCACAAUGUAUGCGGCAACAUUCCUUUCUGGCACAUUUUCCAUUGGAAUGUUCAUCAGAGAGAUGGAGACCCUGGAUGGAGUUGAUCCCAAUUUUCUAAAUGGCAGUGAGCCACCUACAGGUGAAAAUGCUACUGCUGUUGAAAGGUGGUCAGUCUAUGCUUCGCUCUACCUCAUGUUUGUCAACACCUGCAAAACAGGCUUUGGAGAUUUGCAUCCAAGGAAUCCAGUUGCACAGGUCCUUUCUGUAGUGGGCACUGGUGCCUGCGCAUAUCUCGUGAUUGGAGUCCUCAUGAAGGUGCUUCAGAACAAUGAGACUGGAGGUCUUUCAAGACCUCGGUAUCCCAACCGAUCUGGCUUCAGGCACAUCGUCAUCACAGGCACGCCAUCCUUGCAGGUCUUGGUGGACUUCCUGCAUGAGUUCUUCCAUAAAGACAACCAAGACAGCACUGAGGACCUUGAUGUGGUCAUCCUCUAUGUAGAGGGUCAAAGGAAUGUCAUGCAGCAACUGGCGCAACGUCUUAGCGUUGGCGGCUCCGAUGAUUUGCGAAUCCUUCAGAAGGUGUGGAUGGUGGAAGGUUCUGCUUUGAAACCAGAGGAUCUCAAUCGCGUACGGUUCCAGGCCUGCUCCGCUGCAUUUUUGCUACCAAACAUGUAUGCAUCAGACCCUGAACGUGAGGAUGUCAGCAACAUCAUGCGUGCGUUGACCAUGAAAAGGCACACAUCCUAUGUGCAUUUGCUUUGUAUGGUCAUGAAGGCUCAUUCAGUGGAAGGGUUGAUGUCAGUCGGUGUGCCACCUCAAGACGUGAUUUGCUUCGACGACGUCAUCCAGGGCAUCUUGGGGAAGGCUGCUGAGGUGCAAGGAUACCUUACCCUUGCUGCCAGCCUGCUCAAGACCUCCAAAAUGCUGUCCAACGCAGAGAUCACCAAGAAGGGUCAUUCAUGGGCAGAAGACUAUGCCUCUAGCUUGGCCAUGACCAUUUUCGAGGUUGAUUUGGCUUCUUCAUACAAGACUGUACCUUUCUGUGAAGUCGCAGCGGAUAUUUGUGACAGGAGCGGUUUUCGAGCUUACCUGAUUGGACUGGCAGAGGAAGCCCUUUUCCCCGCAGACAAGACAGAAUACGUCCUUUUUCCCAACAAGUACUACCGUGUGGGCCUUCAGCAAGAUAGAGAUGUCAAGGGCAUAGUUAUGGCAAAGAAGAGGGAGGACAUCAGACAGGCCCUGCCAGGUAGAGCUAUUAAAUGGUCACCAGAGUCUUGGGCAACAGGCUCUGGGCAGGUGCAGGCAAAUCCUCGACUCUCAACCAUGAAAGCCUCCACAGACAAAGAGGGUUGGGUUCGAGAUCACUUCACAGAACAGAGUGACAAGCAGGCAUACUUGCAUGAAAAGCUUGACGCCGCUGCAAAACGUCGUGCAGCUCUAGGCUUGGUGCAUCGUGGCAAACUAAGCCGUGUUGAGGUGGAGAAUUACCUGGAUGAGAGCAAUGAUGACUUUUUUGAUACUCGCGAUGAGUUGGAGGAUAUCAUGGAAGAUCCCACUUCCGAAGUCAUGCAGGAUCCAUUUGAGAGGGCUUUGUUGGAAAGGCGGAUGGAGGCAAAGCAACAAAUCCUCGAUGAGAAAGACCAGAUGGAUGCUGAAGCAGCAGACGAUAUCCUUUAUGGAGAGAAUGAAAGUAUCCGGAUGGCACUUGUGCAGAUCAACCACUUCGAGGAGGUUCUCUACCGCAAGCGCAUGCCAGACCCCAUAGUGCAGAGAGAGGAUGAAAUGCUUUGGGGGGCACCUGUUCCUCCCGCAGAGACAGUCUGGGCCAAUGCUAAGGAGCCCCCAGACGAGCUGCUUGUUCGUGGAGACCAUGUUAUUUUAAUGAGCCUGGAGAGCGACCUCCCAGAGGAUGAAGCUGAUGUCGAGGAGGACUCCUUGGCAACUGGGAAGCGAAAGCCGCUGCGGCCUGGAAGGAUGCUGUCCUUGAAGACAUUCCUGCGGUCGAUGAGGUGUCAAAAGAAGAGGCGUCCUCUUGUGGUGGUGUCCGAGCGGGUUCCGUAUGACUGGGGACGGGUCGCGAACGAGCCUUUCGUUUUCCUGGUCUUGGGGGUACCAUACUCUCCUUCUACCCUGGAAAGGGCUGGUUUCUUGCAGGCCAAAUCAAUAGUGAUUUACCAGAAGGAUGUGAGCCGGUGCACGGAUGCUCCCUUGAUCGAUUCGCAGGCCGUGUUUGCACAACGCUUGAUGGAGUCCUUGUUGCGUGACUCAGGCGCCGUUCGGACUCCUGUGAUUUUGCACCUUCACAUGGAGGACAACACCGAACUCCUCACCGAGUCCGCCGAAGCCAAAAAGAGCAAGGGUCUCCUCGAGAUGCUCGAGUCCAAGACACGAGAAGAUGAUGACGACGAAGGAGGGCAGCCAAAGCGAGUAGAGGUAGAAGAGAUGCAGCAGAUAAUUCUGCAACACCGCUUUGCAAGCAGUGUUUUGUUCAGCUCAAAUUUGGUGACCUGCUUGAUGGCAAACGUCAUGUUUCAGCCUUCACUUGCUGCCGUCAUCAGCGAAAUGUCCAAAGCAGCCUUUGUGGUGGUGGAGGUGCCAGAGGUUUGGAAAGGCUUGACCUUUGGUCAGCUGUUCAUCUACAUGAUGAGGAAGAGGAACUUGAUGCCUAUGGCUCUCCUCCGCAAAACCAAUGCGCAAGAAGCUCUUGACUUUCUUGACUCCAGUGUGGAGAACAGGAGAGUGGAAGAUCCAGAGGAGAAGCUGGAGGUGAUAUAUGCACAGGUGUCGAGGAAGAUGGAUGAUUGGCGGGCACAACUCACUGACGAUGCUGAGAAGCAAAGGUAUAUCCCUGGCGAUCCGUCCUUCAAGAGGUAUGCAACGACCUCAAUUAAAGCUAGGCACUCCUUCAAUCUACAUGCAUUUUGUGAGCCAAGACUCUGGUGAUGCCAUUGGGACCAUCAUAUGUGGUGUACAACGAUGGUGUGAUUUGCAUGCAGAGCACUACAAGGACCACGCUCCCCAGAACUGGGGGCAAGCGUGAAAGAUUUGAUGAUCCUAUCGCACAUGGCCAAUCAGCUAACGAAGCUGUCAGAUGAAGGAUGGCUGAGAGGUUGAGUAACCCAAAGUUGGUUACACUUCAACUUUCUCGAAUUCAAGUGCGUUCUUGGUGUUGAGGCCCUAGGCACAUCAGCACCGUGAUAACGAAUUGCGUGUCAAAAGUUGCGUUGGACAGAUCAAUCUCUUGUACAGUACGUUGUUGCAGUGCACCGUUGUUGCAAACAAAUCAGAGACACACCACAGGGGGACACCACAUUGGUGAUGAUUGAC